AUGAAGUAUCUGGGCCUCAUCCUGGACGGUCGAUGGAGCUUCGGGCAGCAUUUUGUCCAUCUCGGCCCGAGGCUCAUCAACGCCGCCGCCGCUCUCGGCCGCCUCCUUCCGAAUGUGGGAGGACCGGGAUCGCUAUGCCGGCGUCUUUAUUCCGGCGUAGUGAGGUCGAUGGCGCUGUACGGUGCUCCGAUCUGGGUUGACGCCCUCACCGCUCACAAUCGGGCCCUGCUGCGGAAGCCGCAGAGGGUCAUAGCGGUGAGAGGCAUCAGAGGGUACCGUACGGUGUCAUGGACUGCGGCGACACUUCUCGCGGGCGAUCCUCCCUGGGAGCUCCAGGCGGAGGUGCUCGCGGAGCGUAUCUAUAACACCGCUGGUGUGAAGAUAUCUAAAAGGCAUUCUACAGACUAUGAUGCAGAAAUCUUCUCUCCAAGUUGCCAACAUCACCUCAGCUUUGCACCUGGAUUGCCAGUUUCCUAA
Molecule: messenger RNA, 477 nt
Organism: Vanessa atalanta (red admiral)
Lineage: Eukaryota; Metazoa; Arthropoda; Insecta; Lepidoptera; Nymphalidae
Exons: 2
Coding region: 1-477 (158 amino acids)
Source: RefSeq, a predicted model, not a curated record